CACCGCACGCGCAGCCGGAGCCGCCGCGCCCUCGGCCGCCCGGGGCUCGGAGCUGCGGAGCCCGGAGGCCGGGAGCGGGAGCCGGAGCCGCCCGCGCCGUGGAGUAGAUACUGUGUAUAAUCUGCUUUCAUCAUGGGAGAGAUAGAGCAGAGGCCAACUCCAGGAUCAAGACUGGGGGCCCCAGAGAAUUCGGGGAUCAGUACGUUGGAACAUGGGCAGAAGCCGCCCCCCACGCCUUCAGGAAAACUCAUGUCUAUCAAGAUCCAGAUGCUGGAUGAUACCCAGGAGGCCUUUGAAGUUCCACAAAGAGCCCCCGGGAAAGUGCUGCUGGACGCCGUGUGCAACCACCUCAACCUCGUGGAAGGAGACUAUUUUGGCCUCGAGUUUCCCGACCACAAGAAGAUCACGGUGUGGCUGGAUCUCUUAAAACCUAUUGUCAAGCAGAUUAGAAGGCCGAAGCAUGUUGUCGUCAAGUUUGUGGUGAAAUUCUUUCCACCUGACCACACUCAACUCCAAGAAGAACUCACAAGGUACCUCUUCGCUCUGCAGGUGAAGCAGGACCUGGCUCAAGGCAGGCUGGCAUGUAAUGACAACAGUGCUGCCCUCCUGAUCUCGCACAUUGUACAAUCUGAGAUUGGGGAUUUUGAUGAGGCAUCGGACAGAGAGCACUUAGCGAAAAAUAAGUACAUACCUCAGCAAGAUGCGCUAGAAGACAAAAUCGUGGAAUUUCACCAUAACCACAUUGGACAGACACCAGCAGAAUCGGAUUUCCAGCUCCUAGAGAUUGCCCGCAAACUGGAGAUGUACGGCGUCCGAUUGCACCCGGCCAAGGACCGGGAAGGCACGAAGAUCAACCUGGCUGUGGCCAACACGGGGAUUCUAGUGUUUCAGGGUUUUACGAAGAUCAACGCCUUCAACUGGGCAAAGGUGCGGAAGCUGAGCUUCAAGAGGAAGCGCUUUCUUAUCAAGCUCCGCCCAGACGUGAACAGCUCGUACCAGGAUACCUUGGAAUUCCUAAUGGCCAGUCGGGAUUUUUGCAAGUCCUUCUGGAAAAUCUGUGUUGAACAUCAUGCCUUUUUUAGACUUUUCGAAGAGCCCAAGCCCAAGCCCAAGCCCGUUCUCUUUAGCCGAGGGUCAUCGUUUCGGUUCAGUGGUCGGACUCAGAAGCAGGUUCUCGACUAUGUUAAAGAAGGUGGACAUAAGAAAGUGCAGUUUGAAAGGAAACACAGCAAGAUCCAUUCCAUCAGAAGCCUUGCUACACAGCCAUCAGAGCCAAAUUCAGAAGUGCCAAAACAAGCUCAGCAGAGUGGCAGCCUGACCCUCGGAGAAGGCUCUGAACCCCCGGGCGGCCAGAGCUGCCCGCAGGGCGGGGACCUGGCCACGGCGUCGGCCGAGGACGCUGAGCGGCAGCGCGGCCCCGGCCCGUCCAGGAGCCCGGCCGGGAGCACGAAGGGAGACGGGGCCAGCGGGGCGGCGGCGGAGGAAGACGAGGAGCUGGUUAAGGACAGGCCCCAGCAGAGUAGGCCGCGGCCCCCGCAGCCAAGCACAGGCUCCCUGACUGGCAGCCCUCACCUUUCAGAGCUGUCCAUCAACUCGCAGGGAGGAACAGCGCCCACCAAUGCCAUCCUGUCACCCAACCUGAGCCCUGACACCAAGCAGGCCUCCCCCUUGGUCAGCCCCCUGCUGAAUGACCAGUCAGGCCCAAGGGCUGAGGACGAGGAUGAUGGCCGGAGAAAGAGAUUCCCAACUGACAAAGCAUACUUCAUUGCUAAAGAAGUCUCCACCACUGAGAGAACAUAUCUGAAGGAUCUUGAAGUCAUCACUUCGUGGUUUCAGAGCACAGUGAGCAAAGAGGACUCCAUGCCUGAAAGCUUGAAAAGUCUCAUAUUCCCGAAUUUUGAACCUUUGCACAAAUUUCAUACAAAUUUUCUCAAGGAAAUUGAGCAACGACUCGCCCUGUGGGAAGGCCGCUCGAAUGCCCACAUCAGAGGAGAUUACCAAAGAAUCGGAGAUGUGAUGCUGAAGAACAUUCAGGGGAUGAAGCAACUGGCUGCUCACUUGUGGAAGCACAGCGAGGCGCUGGAGGCGCUGGAGACCGGCAUCCGGGGCUCCCGGCGGCUGGAGAGCUUGUGCCGAGACUUCGAGCUGCAGAAGGUGUGCUACCUGCCGCUCAACACCUUCCUCCUGCGCCCGCUGCACCGGCUCAUGCACUACAAGCAGGUCCUGGAGCGACUGUGCAAACACUACCCACCCAGCCACAGCGACUUCAGGGACUGCCGAGCGGCUUUGGCAGAGAUCACGGAAAUGGUGGCCCAGCUUCACGGUACGAUGAUCAAGAUGGAGAAUUUCCAGAAGCUGCAUGAACUCAAGAAAGAUUUGAUUGGCGUUGACAAUCUUGUGAUCCCAGGAAGGGAAUUCAUCCGCCUGGGCAGCCUCAGCAAGCUCUCCGGGAAGGGGCUCCAGCAGCGCAUGUUCUUCCUGUUCAAUGACGUCUUGCUGUACACAAGCCGGGGGCUGACAGCCUCGAAUCAAUUUAAAGUCCACGGGCAGCUCCCGCUCUACGGCAUGACCAUGGAGGAAAGUGAAGAGGAAUGGGGUGUCCCCCACUGCCUGACUCUGCGGGGCCAGCGCCAGUCCAUCGUGGUGGCCGCCAGUUCUCGGCCGGAGAUGGACAAGUGGGUGGAAGACAUACAGAUGGCCAUCGACUUGGCCGAGAAAAGCAGCGGCCCUGCCCCUGAGUUCCUGGCCAGCAGCCCCCCGGACAACAAGUCCCCCGAGGAGGCGGCGGGCGACCAGGAGUCGGAGGAUGACCUCAGUGCGUCGCGCACCUCGCUGGAGCGCCAGGCCCCGCACCGCGGCAACACCAUGGUGCACGUAUGCUGGCACCGCAACACCAGCGUGUCCAUGGUGGACUUCAGCGUGGCGGUGGAGAAUCAGCUGUCUGGGAACCUGCUGAGGAAAUUCAAAAACAGCAACGGGUGGCAGAAGCUGUGGGUGGUCUUCACGAACUUCUGCCUCUUCUUCUACAAAUCGCACCAGGACAAUCACCCCCUUGCCAGCCUGCCUCUGCUUGGCUACUCGCUCACCAUCCCCUCGGAGUCCGAGGACAUCCACAAAGAUUACGUGUUCAAGCUGCAUUUCAAGUCCCACGUGUACUACUUCAGGGCCGAAAGCGAAUACACGUUUGAAAGAUGGAUGGAGGUGAUCCGAAGUGCCACCAGCUCGGCCUCACGUGCCCACGCCCCGAGUCACAAGGAAUCUCACGUGUAUUGAUGGUGGGGACACACGUGUGGAUUGCUUCAGCUGCAGUGACUCUUGGAAGGCGUUUCCUCUCUUCUGUAUUAAUGAAGCCUAGUAAAAUUAACACCUGUCUGGAAAACAAAAGAAAACAUGGUUUCGCAGCAACUCCCACCUGUCCCCACAGGACCAUUUUUAAACCUUGUCUUUUUCAGCCGGUAAUCUCGCAUUUGCACGGGGUUUCACCUGCGCCAUCUCUGGUGCGGGCGGCACCUUGGCCGUCGUCCCCUAGGUGGGCUCUCUCCAGCCCGUGCCAGUAUUAAAACACUGUCAUGGAGAUAGUGCCAAAUGACAUUUUUUUCCUCCACGGCUGCACCUUAAAGCAGUACCAACACAUCCGUUCAACCAAAAGACAGGGCAAGUGCUUUUUUUUUUCUUAAAACUCUGGGGGGUUUUGAUUUCUAGGCUGCUGCCUUUUACAAAAUGGGUUUCCCAGUGUUUGCAAUACACGUGGCAGUCUUAAUAAGCAAAUGAGAUCAUUUCCAGAUUUGGGUUUACCUCCCUGCCCCAAUCUUUCUACUUUUAUAAUGAUAGGAAAUUAGUAGGAUUUUACUUCUUUGAUAAAAAGAGCAAUUUGCAGCAUCCUUGUAUCCCACUGGGGGCUUCAGGCUCCAGGGAAACGCUGGUUCCCAGACCUACUUCUUGGCGUAGGUUGACCAAAUUGUUGAAGUGAUGGCUAUUUACGAGGUGUGGUGGGUUGUUUUCUGUUGCGAGAAGCUCUCUGGACUGUCAAGUGUACCGAGUGCUGUGUCGAGGGGAGGGUAGUAAGCCGUGGUGUUUUGCUGUUUCCCAAGCAUGAGAACGUGUCUGUCAGUGGCCAGGGCCCUCUGUGCUGUGUUGGGGCGUGGGUGCGGGGGCUCCGAGUCGUGGUCCGUACUCCCCACAAUCAUACCUGUGUCCUCCCGCAACUGUGGUUUGGAACUGCACACUCAAUAGUAGUAUAUAUGUAUCUCGUGCCUGUCUUCACAAACCAUUCUUUCCUUUUGAUACUCGCCACCCCCAGGCCUGGGCUAUGGACGGACAUGUGACAUUGCACAUCCUUGAUAGUCGGAGGACACAGGGAACAGGGUUCCAGUGACCGCUGGGGCCGCCAGUCAAAAUCCGUUCGCCUAUCUCCGUGGGGAAUCAGGUGGCCACUAUUCCCUUGAUACUGCUGAGCCCCUGUGGGGGGGUGAGGGGGAGGGUUCCCCAUCACCCCCCCAAGACCCCGACAGGAUGAGCCUGACUUGGGGCUGUGACCGGCGUACGUGGAAACACACAAAUGGAUGAGGAACUCGAGAUGUGUGAAUCACUUGCCUUACAAUCUGUACAGAUCCUUUUAAAUACUAACAAAAGGGAAUUAAAAAAAUACCUCACGCCACAAUCCAGCACACUCAAGUUUUAAGGCAAA
Budorcas taxicolor (takin) is the source of this 4687-nucleotide messenger RNA. RefSeq names its product FERM, ARH/RhoGEF and pleckstrin domain protein 1 (gene FARP1). Lineage: Eukaryota; Metazoa; Chordata; Mammalia; Artiodactyla; Bovidae. Gene Ontology annotation, molecular function: guanyl-nucleotide exchange factor activity; cytoskeletal protein binding. The record is from RefSeq and is a predicted model, not a curated record. The coding region runs from base 133 to 3273 and encodes 1046 amino acids. The transcript has 27 exons. Gene Ontology annotation, cellular component: cytoskeleton.